This is a messenger RNA of Falco peregrinus (peregrine falcon), 4578 nucleotides long. It is a transcript of the gene KLHL18, whose product is annotated as kelch like family member 18. The record is from RefSeq and is a predicted model, not a curated record. Gene Ontology annotation, molecular function: protein binding. The transcript is spliced from 10 exons. Bases 54 to 1805 code for a protein of 583 amino acids. NCBI's taxonomy places the organism in Eukaryota, Metazoa, Chordata, Aves, Falconiformes, Falconidae.
CAAGGCGUGGGGGAGACGAAGCGAGGCGGGGAGCGGCGGCAGCAGCCGGGAAGAUGCUGGAGGCGGCGGCGGCUGAGCCGGAGCUGGACCCCGAGGACCUGGUGCAUUUCUCGGUGGGGGAUUUGCCCAGCCGCGGUUACGGUGUGAUGGGCGAGAUCCGGCGGCAGGGCAAGCUCUGCGAUGUGACCCUCAAGGUAGGAGACCAUAAAUUCAGCGCUCACCGGAUUGUUCUGGCAGCUUCUAUCCCAUACUUCCAUGCCAUGUUCACCAAUGACAUGAUGGAGUGCAAGCAGGAUGAGAUUGUCAUGCAGGGGAUGGAUCCCAGUGCGCUUGAGGCUCUGAUCAACUUUGCCUACAACGGUCACCUGGCCAUAGAUCAGCAGAACGUCCAGUCCCUGCUGAUGGGGGCAAGUUUCCUUCAGCUGCAGAACAUCAAAGAUGCUUGCUGUACUUUCCUCAGAGAGAGGCUUCACCCGAAGAACUGUCUGGGAGUGCGGCAGUUUGCAGAGACCAUGAUGUGUGCGGUGCUCUAUGACGCUGCCAACAGCUUCAUUCAUCAGCACUUUGUGGAGGUAUCCAUGUCCGAAGAGUUCCUGGCACUGCCUUUUGAAGACGUCCUAGAGCUUGUUUCUAGGGACGAGCUCAAUGUGAAGUCUGAAGAGCAGGUAUUUGAAGCUGCGUUAGCUUGGAUACGGUACGACCGAGACCAGAGAGAGUCAUUCCUACCUGAGCUCCUGUCCAAGAUCCGCCUGCCCCUUUGUCGGCCUCAGUUUCUCACUGACCGCGUGCAACAGGAUGACCUGGUCCGCUGCUGCCACAAGUGCAGGGAUCUAGUUGAUGAGGCAAAAGAUUAUCACCUCAUGCCAGAGCGCCGGCCACACCUCCCAGCGUUCAAAACCCGUCCUCGGUGCUGUACAUCGAUUGCAGGAUUGAUUUACGCUGUUGGAGGACUUAACUCAGCAGCAAAUUUUUAUGCAGGUGACUCGCUGAAUGUGGUGGAAGUCUUUGAUCCCAUUGCCAACCGCUGGGAGAAGUGCCAGCCGAUGACGACAGCCCGCAGCAGAGUCGGGGUAGCGGUGGUGAACGGACUGCUCUAUGCCAUUGGCGGCUACGACGGCCAGCUGAGGCUGAGCACCGUGGAGGUUUACAACCCAGAGAUGGAUUCCUGGUCCAAAGUGGAAAGUAUGAACAGCAAGCGAAGUGCAAUGGGAACAGUGGUGCUGGAUGGUCAGAUCUAUGUAUGCGGUGGAUACGACGGAAACUCGUCCCUCAACUCUGUGGAGUCCUAUUCUCCAGAAACAAACAAGUGGACAGUGGUGACCCCCAUGAGCUCCAACCGCAGCGCUGCUGGCGUCACAGUCUUCGAGGGCCGAAUCUACGUGUCGGGAGGGCACGACGGCCUGCAGAUCUUCAACAGCGUAGAGUACUACAACCAUCACACGGCCACCUGGCACCCGGUGGCCAGCAUGCUCAACAAGCGCUGCCGCCAUGGAGCCGCCUCGCUGGGCAGCAAGAUGUUUGUCUGCGGAGGGUACGACGGGUCGGGCUUCCUCAGCAUCGCUGAAGUGUACAGUUCCAUGGCGGAUCAGUGGUACCUGAUCGUCCCCAUGAACACCCGGAGGAGCCGCGUCUCCCUCGUUGCAAACUGUGGCCGUCUCUAUGCAGUGGGGGGUUACGAUGGACAGUCCAACCUCAGCUCAGUAGAAAUGUACGACCCGGAGACAAACCGCUGGACGUUCAUGGCCCCGAUGGUGUGCCACGAGGGCGGGGUUGGCGUGGGCUGCAUACCUCUCCUGACCAUCUGAGAAGGAAGCGGUCGGCGGGGGGGGGGGGAGUGUCUUUUCAAGGACAGUACAGGGAGAGGGUUGAAGAGUGUUCUGUGCUGUGAUACCCGCAGAGGUGUGUUUCUGGGUGCUCAAGUGUCAUUCACAAACACACAUGCACAGACAACUUGACAAAACAAUCCCCACCCUUGCCUUCUUGGGCUGAGGCUCCCAAAAGAUCAAACGUUUUGAAAUAUGGUGCAUCUACAGACCUGCUCGCCUCCCUCUGCCACCCGUUAGCCACAGCUCCGAGCCAAGGCCAAGCGAAUCCCUCCACUGGCUGUUGGUUUUCCAAACAGCCCUGCCGUCUGCUUUCCACUGCACCUUGGGGAAGUGCUGUUGUAGGCUGGGGGAGGAGGGCAGGCUGAAUUGCGACAUAAAAACGGCUGCUGUAAUGACUUUGGAAAUACAGCUGCAUCUUCUGUCAGCAGCAAAAUUACCCCAAUACCCCCAGGGCUCGGUCAGCAGCGAUGUUUGGGUGUCGUGGAGGCUUGCUGCUGGCCAUGGGUGGCUCUCACCUGGUGUAUUGAAACAAAAAACCCACCGACAUCAGUUCUCAGACCCCAUUCAGGCUCUGCGUUUUAAGGUGCUGCUUACACAAGACAUCACUGGCUUCUCAAAGCAGAGCUGUGCUUUCUUCAGCUCGAUGGGGAAAACUUCCCCACAAGAGCCGCAUGAUGGAGAAACUAGGAAGAGGAGAUCUGGUCGGUUAAACCAUUGAAUCGUUUUAGCAAGCUUUGGAGGGGAAGGCUGAACGUUAAAUGACACUAAGCAACAGUCUUAGGAUUUCAAAAUGGGAAAUAGGCCAAGAUGUUAGUUAUGAAGAUGUCCCUUAAAUUAAAUACUGAGAUAUUUUCAAAGUUGAUGUUUAGGAGGCAGCUGGAGCAGAGGGGGCUAGGAUCUUUCAGGAGGGGCAAAAAAAUAGGUGUUGAAUUUGUCAGCUCGGGCAGACCAAGCGCUGUGCUUGCACGAGGAGCUGCGGUGCCUGGGUGGGGGCAGAGGGACAGCUGCCCAAGCGGGGCCGCUUCGGGCAGGGAAAUCCCCCAUAGGGACGCAGGGUGAGCACCUCUGCAAAGGGCCGGCGGCAUAUCGCACGUUGGUGGGGCUGGUGCAGCUGUGGCAUGGGCCAGAUCCACACCCUUGGUCUUUCCUGGUUUGCUUUGCUGCAAAAGGUCUUUGCGGUAGGUUUUGUGCCAGGAAACUUCCUGUAGCAGGGCCGGAGCCGCUGCCUGGCGUGAAGCAGCACGGCAGCUCCCUGCCUGGGCACUCCUUGCCUGCAUCAGCGCUUCUCUUGCCCGAGUACGAAACCCAACGGUGGGCAGGUGGGGGCAGGCUGCUGCUCCCCCACCUGCUCCAGCAGGACAAACUCAACACUAAUCCCGCCAGCAGCAGCAAAGGGAUGGGGAUCUCACCCCCUGCCCUGCCCAGUCCCAGUGUUUUGGGGGGCUCGGAGCCUGUCCCUCCUGUCCCCUGCCUGGCUCUGAACUGGGAAGAGAUGGAUGUUCAUCCCAGCCCCUAAAUCCGGACCCCCCCAAACUUGUUCGUAACCUGACUCCCAGUGUCAUUUGGGAUUUUAACUUUGGCUGUAUAUGUGGAUGUCUAUAUAUUCAGGUACUAUGUAUAUUUUAGGUAUAUAUAAUGAGUAUAUCUGGCUAUAAAUGUGAUUUGUCAGUAUAUAUCUUAUUUCCUCCAUGUACAUCAGCUGCUGAGUUCACUGGAGGGGGAAUUUAUUUGGGGGUUCCAUGCUGCUAAGACUCUAUAAAAAGGAAAAAAAAUAGCCAACCACCCACAAAUACUGGGAUUACAAUUAAGUCUCUUUUUUGGGCUGUAAAUUGCAGGAAUAACUGAGCCGGCGCGGCAGUGUGGGCUUUGCAGAAGGGGCAGCCUCUGGCCUCGCGGGGCAGGACCACAUGGUGUUCCUGUCUCUCUGCCAGUGUUCCCCAGCAUCGAGUGCUGCUGCAGGGAGUCGUGUAGCUCAUGCUCUUGUGGACCUGCCUCAUCUCCCUCCCCACAGCAUCUUCUCUUCCCCAGGACACGUCCUGAUGGUCGCCGUGUGCAGAGGAGGCUUUGAGAAGCGUGGGGCUGCUCUCCUAGCAUGCUGUUUGUCCCAUCUCCCAUCCCUUCUCCUUCCCAGCAUCUCCCAGCCGGGGCUUUGUGUCUGUUAAGAACACAAAUAUUGGCUCAAACACACUAGAAAGUCUUUCUUGCAAAAGCCAGGGUGCGUUGAUGACCCACAGGCUCCCAAGCUGAUGCUCAGCAGCACAGUGGUCCCAGGGCACUCAGCCAUGCUGCUUGGGCUCCCAGGGUUUUGUUCCACAGGGCUUUCUUUGCUUUUCUGUUGUGGAGGAACCAAAGAUAAAGGGGAGCUCCUGGCCCUUCAGCAAGGCUGCAGCACCUCUGUCCCGGGCCCCAAAAUGCUGGUGUUCGUAAGGGAACAGAAACAUCCUGAAUUUUGGGGAAAGAAGCCCUGGUCACCCAGGAAAUUUAAACUGGGAGAGUGUAAGCCACUCUGUGCAACCCUCAGUAAAUCCCUGUGUCCUCAAAUUCAAGGAAACCCCCAAAAUUUUGCAAAAUGCAUUAAGGAUCCUCAUCAUGCCAGCAUGUUUAUGUGUCUGCAAACCACGCUGCACUCCCUGCCACGGCCCUCGAACCUGCUGUGCUGUUUCCCCCUGCAAACACCCCACCACGUCCCCACCCCGAAAGGGCACUUUUACUGCCACUUAACCCUUUUUAUAUUAAAGCCAAGAGAAAUGUC